Penicillium arizonense is the source of this 387-nucleotide messenger RNA. RefSeq lists its product as uncharacterized. The record is from RefSeq and is a predicted model, not a curated record. Bases 1 to 387 code for a protein of 128 amino acids. Lineage: Eukaryota; Fungi; Ascomycota; Eurotiomycetes; Eurotiales; Aspergillaceae. The transcript has 2 exons.
AUGGGAUCUCGAUUUGGUGCUGAGGUCUUGAUACGAUCUAUCCAGUGGGCUAAACUGGCAGGUGUGCUUUCGGAUCUUCUGUCAACUGACGACUCAACGAAUGCAAGGGUUGCGAUACGAUCAGAGUUGGAGAAAUGGCAUCUGGAGACAGAACAAGCAUUGACAGAGAUUCUGAGACUUGAAAACGUGUCAGCAAAUGUCAGCCAGAUUCGGGUGAUGUAUCUCGGCAUCAGCAGCAUCAAAUUUCAGUAUCUACAUUCUCUUACCUGCUUGCUGAAAGGCGACGAGUCUUCAUCGGCCCUUCUCUUAUUCUCUGCUCAUGAAGCUAUCUCGACAUUGAGCUCUAGGGUCUCGAAUUGGAGUUCUGUAUACAACGGUGUGGUCUGA